AUGUCUACCGUCUCAACAGCAACACACCCUACGCCCACACCACCGCCACCAUCCUUCUCCAAAAUCGGCUCAAGUACAUCAUUCUACACUCCGCAGUCAUACGCCACCGGCGAACUCAUCAUUCUAUGCACAUGGCUUGGCGCCGCUCGGAAACAUAUCGACAAGUACAUCGCAUCCUACCGCACUAUCGCUCCUAAUGCCAAGAUCCUGCUCGUACAAAGCGAUGUGGCAACAGUCACAAGUUCCUAUCCCAAACAGCGGAAAGCCAUCAUGCCGGCUGUCGAAGUAGUGUGCGCGGUGUUGAAAGAAUGCACUUAUUCAACAUCUACCACCGUCUCCUCAAUGGAUGAUACCACAAAGAAGCACCAAGGUCCCAGAAUUCUCCUCCACACUUUCUCAAACGGCGGUCCAAUCUCCGCCACUGCACUGCUCCUCGCUCUUCACACUCAUAUUUCCCUGCCUCUGCCCCUAGUUGGUAUCAUCAUGGACUCCGGACCCGCGGCAGGAUACUACUGGAAGUCCUACAACGCCAUGGUUCUCUCUCUACCACCAGGUGUCUUGCGAUCGGCGGGUUAUGUUUUCGUACAUGGUAUCCUUCUUGGCUUGUUCGCUAGUGUAGUAUUAGGACGGUAUGAGUACCCUGAAGUCUUAGUUCGCCGGACGCUGUUAGACGAGACCUUCGUUUGCGGAAUGGAGAAAGAUGCGGGAAGGAGAAUAUGCUAUUUGUACAGCAAGGCUGAUCGUAUGACGGACUGGAAGGAUGUUAUUGAGCAUGCGGAUAUGGCGAGGGAGAAAGGGUGGGAUGUUGGAGAAGUUGUGUUUGAGGGAACAGCACAUUGCAAUCACUUUGCGAAGAAUGAAGAGAUGUAUGUCGGGGAGAUGAAGAGAAUGUGGGAUGGUCGAGCGUUCGAACAAUGA
Messenger RNA from Alternaria atra, 918 nucleotides. RefSeq lists its product as uncharacterized. The record is from RefSeq and is a predicted model, not a curated record. The transcript has a single exon. The coding region runs from base 1 to 918 and encodes 305 amino acids. Lineage: Eukaryota; Fungi; Ascomycota; Dothideomycetes; Pleosporales; Pleosporaceae.